Messenger RNA from Vitis riparia (riverbank grape), 1572 nucleotides. RefSeq names its product probable flavin-containing monooxygenase 1. The record is from RefSeq and is a predicted model, not a curated record. The transcript has 5 exons. The coding region runs from base 1 to 1572 and encodes 523 amino acids. Lineage: Eukaryota; Viridiplantae; Streptophyta; Magnoliopsida; Vitales; Vitaceae. Gene Ontology annotation, molecular function: NADP binding; flavin adenine dinucleotide binding; N,N-dimethylaniline monooxygenase activity.
AUGGCCGGUGACCAAAACCUCCACCAUGUCUCUAAAAUAGGGAUCAUCGGAGCUGGCAUAAGCGGUAUCGCAGCCGCUAAACAGCUUUCGGGUCACAGCCCAGUGGUCUUUGAGGCCACUGAUUCCAUAGGGGGUGUGUGGAAACACUGCACUUACACUUCAACUAAGCUUCAGACCCCUCGUUGUGAUUUUGAGUUUACAGAUUACCCUUGGCCUCAAAGAGAUAACUCAAGCUUUCCUUCUCAUAUAGAGAUUUUGGAGUACUUACACAACUAUGCUUCACAUUUUGAUGUGUUGAAGUAUGUGAAGUUGAACUCCAAGGUGGUGGAGAUGAGGUAUAUCGGUGAUGAGAAUGAAAGUUAUUUUGACCAGCUUGAGACUGAACCCAGAGAGUAUGGGAGGUUGUUGAGAGGUCGUCCUGUUUGGGAGGUCGCAGUGCAGACUAACCAGUCCCCAACCCUUCAGUGGUAUGCUUUUGAAUGUUUGGUGAUGUGCCUUGGGAAAUAUGGGGACAUACCAAAAAUGCCAAAUUUUCCACCAAACAAAGGUAGAGAAAUAUUUCAAGGCAAGGUUUUGCACUCCCUGGAUUACUCAAAGCUGGAUGAAGCAGCUGCUCAUAGGCUUCUCAAAGGAAAGAAAGUUGUAGUCAUUGGAUACAAGAAAUCAGCAAUUGAUUUAGCCAUGGAGGCAGCAGAAGCAAAUCAAGAUCCAGAUGGGCAACCAUGCACAAUGGUGAUAAGAACAUUACAUUGGACAGUCCCAUCAUAUUGGAUUUGGGGGUUACCAUUUUUCUUGUUCUAUUCCACAAGGUUUUCACAGUUCCUCCAUGAGAAGCCAAAUCAAAGCUUUCUCAGGACCCUUCUAUGCUUUCUCUUAUCUCCAAUGAGAAAAGCCAUAUCAAAGUUUAUAGAGUCAUACUUGGUGUGGAAGCUGCCUCUGGUGAAGUAUGGACUGAAACCAGAUCACCCAUUUGAGGAGGACUAUGCUUCUUGCCAGAUGGCCAUCUUGCCGGAAAAUUUCUUCGCCGAGGCGGACAACGGCCGGAUCUUGUUCAAGAGGUCGUCCAAAUGGUGGUUCUGGAGCGGCGGAAUCGAGUUGGAGGACAACACAAAAUUGGAAGCUGAUGUUGUGGCUCUUGCUACUGGAUUUGAUGGGAACAAGAAGCUCAAAGCUUUACUUCCUCAGCCCUUCUGCCGUUUGAUCCAGCACUCCACUGGGAACCUACCAUUGUACAGGGGCACCAUCCAUCCACUGAUUCCAAACAUGGCGUUUGUGGGGUAUGUCGAGAGCGUCUCCAACCUGCACACCUCCGAGUUACGCAGCAAAUGGCUGGCGCAACUGGUGGACGAGCAGUUCAAGCUUCCCACCAUCGAGAAGAUGCUGGAGAAAACCAAAAAAGAGAUGCAAGUAAUGAAGAGAAGUACGAGGUUCUACAAGAGAAACUGCAUUUCCACCUUCAGUAUCAACCACAGUGAUGAGCUCUGUGAGGACAUGGGGUGGAAAUCUUUGAGGAAGAACACCUGGUUUUCUGAAGCUUUCGGCCCUUACACUUGCCAAGACUAUCAAUACUGA